ACUGCUUACCUGUAAGUGGGCGGUGGCUUUACCUGUAGCCGCAGGUGAAGUACGGCACGGCGCGGCGGGGCGAAGGAACCAAUCUCACCGAGCAAAGCUUCAAUAUGAGCCGAAUCUGGCGACGAAAUCGACACGUUUGACCCAUUUUCAGUCAGUGAGUCAAAACAAAGAUCGAUGAAGUGGAGGUUAUAACGCGUCAAAGGGAACAUACUUCACACUCGGGCUACUUCCGCGAUCUUGAACGACUAGAAGUUGCGUUCCAAACAUCUGAAGAUUUCACCCGAGCCUAUGCGGUCCUGAAUGUGCUGAGUUAUGCCUGGCCACAGCACAGGAACGCAUCACAAGACGCGUCCUCAUAGCUCAAGCCGCUCUAGGGCUGAUGGCUACAGGCAGAGCCGCACUUACUCCAAGGACAGCACCACCAGUCAGGAGACCUACAAGGAGAACUACAUUGAGCAACCUCGUAGCAUAGACUUGCAGUUCCCCCGUAAAACCCAUUCUCAUUACGCCAAUGGACGAGGCUCAGAAACCCUGGGCUUUAUCCCAGGCUCCGCCGACUCUCCGCAAGGUACGCAAGCCUGCGGCUCAUGCGCCUCUCUUGGCUGGAGUGGUUGCAAAGCUCUGCUUUGCUGCAUUCUGACUUGUGGGCUUUACGGGUCUCGCAAACCUUGCUUGCCGCCCAACGAGAGCUCCACUGACAACCCUUUAAAAGCUGAGCCAGAACCAAGGAAGCCCAAUGGAUUGGCUCCGUCCAAUCCCACGUGCGGCGUAAGCCUUGAACCGAGUAAACCGAGGCAGUUGCCAAGCUCUAGCUUCAGGUACGGCGACGUCUAUUUUGCUGGCAAGAAAGUGGAGUAUCCUGUCAACUCCGAGGCGCCUCCAAGACGGACCAAAACGGCUGGAAAGGGCGACAACAACCAGCGUUCCAUCAGUAUCUACUCCAGGGAAGAUUUGGAUCUAGAUGACCUGGACGAUGGCGGCACUGACAUCGACUCGCUAAUCACUAAAAAGCUUCUAGAACUUUAUAAAAUGCACCAGAUUGAGCAGCUGGCCAAAUGCACAUCUGACGUGUCCUUCUCCCUUAAAACCAACGAGAUCAGCGAUCUGAUCAACAGCAUUGCUCAGGACUACAACUUGGAGGAGCAAGAAGCGGAGUGUCGGCUGGUGCACGGCGUCAUACGCAUCAGCACCCGCAACAAGUCCUCGAAAGGUUGCAAAAGCAAAGACUAUAAAGCGCAUGAUGCAAUGCAGCAUACUAACGGGAGGAGGGAUGGAACGCUGCCCGACAGUGGGAACGAGACCAUGACCUUCACCUUUAGUGAUGGAGAACCCGAGGUGCUAGUGUCAGAACUGACACAGUCAGAUGAGCUUGCUCGAAAGAUGAGAGGCCACAGCGGGAAAAAUUACUACUCGAGCUCGGCCACAGACUCAUCAGGGGCUCCGCUACUGCGCUAACACGCCAGCUGUUCGCUCUCAAUUAUUACUGCCUAACUAGUGUUCAUCUCUGUCCUUGUGCUCCUCUCAUAUUUCAGUGAAAGCAGUUAUUAUGCUAAGGACAGUUUGUGUUUGUCUGAAUGCCCAAAGACUGCUGUCGUCCCACAGCUUCUGUCAUGAGUGUAAAUACAUUGCACUUGAUGGUUUCCUACAGCCCUCGCCAGAAGCCAUGUGGAUAGUUACAUAAUGAUGGACAAGUUUCCAGACCAAGCCAUUGGCAUCAAACGGUUUCUAAGUAUUGCUUCUAAUGAUCCUUUUAGAGACAAGAGACACUGCUAUCAUCCUAAGUGGUGAUGUAUCUAGGAAAUAUGCAUGUAUUCAGCACUGAUUAAUAGCAACAACGAGACUUAAACUAGUUGCCAUUCAUUGGAGUGCUUUGCUCUAGUAGCCCGUCCUUCAAAUGUCGCCCCACUGAACAAUUUGUCCGCCUUGUUCUUUGUUUAAACCAUUUAAUGUUGUUUUGGGACUGUAUAGAUUUUUU
Messenger RNA from Sinocyclocheilus grahami, 1975 nucleotides. Its product is annotated as keratinocyte differentiation factor 1-like. NCBI's taxonomy places the organism in Eukaryota, Metazoa, Chordata, Actinopteri, Cypriniformes, Cyprinidae. Gene Ontology annotation, cellular component: cell junction. The record is from RefSeq and is a predicted model, not a curated record. The coding region runs from base 313 to 1455 and encodes 380 amino acids. Gene Ontology annotation, biological process: keratinocyte development; regulation of epidermal cell division. The transcript is spliced from 4 exons.